AUGGCAGCAAUAUAUAGACCGACGGAAGCAAUUCAGCUCCUGCGCCCCGCUACCUGGCGUCCGCAUGUAAUCCCGCGCAAACGAACAACAGCCCGCAUCGCCUUCUCCACAUCUCGACCUACACCAACUACCCAUAGCUCCUCUCCUCCUCCGCCGCCUCCCAGAAGACAAGUCACAGUAGCAAAUGACACGGGAACCGUACGCUGGAGCGAGCUCUCACCGGGCGAAAAAGCCGCGCGAACAGUCCAGCAAUCCUUUAACCUCUCCAUCGUGAUAGUAGGCGUCGUCUUAACCGGUGCAGUGGGAUAUUUCCUCUUCAGCGACGUCUUCAGCACCAACUCCAAAACCGCCCACUUCAACCGCGCAACCGACCGCAUACGCCGCGAUCCGCAAUGCCAAAAGCUGCUCGGCGAUGGCUCCAAGAUAUCCGCGCAUGGCGAGGCUUCGUGGAGUCGAUGGGCGCGCAAUCGCUUUAUUGCUUCAACGGUGGAGACCGAUAAUUGGGGUACUGAGCAUUUAAAAUUCAGGUUUUAUGUCGAAGGACCGUUGGGCCAGGGUGUGGUCCACGCUCAUUUGACCAAACGGCCAAGCCAGAACGAGUUUGAGUAUCACACGCUUGCGGUAGAUGUUAAGGGACACCAGAGGAUAUAUUUGGAGAAUGGGGACGAGAAGAAGAACAGCAAAGUUGCGCCUAAGAUCUUCGGGGCGCGGUGGUGGUAG
Molecule: messenger RNA, 720 nt
Organism: Trematosphaeria pertusa
Lineage: Eukaryota; Fungi; Ascomycota; Dothideomycetes; Pleosporales; Trematosphaeriaceae
Product: TIM21-domain-containing protein
Exons: 2
Coding region: 1-720 (239 amino acids)
Biological process (GO): protein import into mitochondrial matrix
Cellular component (GO): TIM23 mitochondrial import inner membrane translocase complex
Source: RefSeq, a predicted model, not a curated record